Messenger RNA from Glycine soja, 1848 nucleotides. RefSeq lists its product as uncharacterized. The record is from RefSeq and is a predicted model, not a curated record. Bases 173 to 766 code for a protein of 197 amino acids. Lineage: Eukaryota; Viridiplantae; Streptophyta; Magnoliopsida; Fabales; Fabaceae. The transcript has 3 exons.
GCCAGUAUUGGCCACACCGCACCUCACGCCAGUGGCAGUAUUCACACUCCUUUCCUAUGUGUACGUUUUCUUCGGAAAAUGAUAAGAGCUUCGAUUGAAACAACUUCGUACCCUAAUUUUACCCUAAAUUCGCACUUUGCGCUCACCAACACACACAGAGUGAGGACUCUGCAUGUUGUUUGCGACUACAAUGAGGUCAUCCAGUUGUAUGACUAGUGCACAAGUUAAAUCUCUUGAUUAUGUCGGUUCAGGAGUUUCUAAAGUUGCUCUCGCUGCAUUCUUUUACAAAACCACGUUCUGCCAGAAGCAAUGCUGUCCAAGCUUCUUCAGUUUUGGUCAACCUUGUUUAACUUUCAGUUUCAAGAGGAUGACUUGGUCAGUUAGAAGCAGCUUAAAUGACAGCAGUUUUAGUCCUUCUACUUCAAAUAGCACUAAUGGAAGGACUCGCAUAAUUAGAGUGAUUCAAGAGUUUCAGACCAAGUUAGGUUCUAAGAUUCAGGAGGUAAAGAAAAAUCUUCCAUUGAAGCUGUUUUUCUUCUUGGUUGGAUUUUACUGUGCAACGGCCUUUGCCACUGUUAUUGGACAAACUGGUGACUGGGAUAUUCUAUCUGCUGCCUUGGCUGUGGCUGUUGUGGAAGGCAUUGGGGCUCUCAUGUACAGAGCUUCUCUUCCUUUAGUUCGAAAGAGUAGGAGCCUUAUUUCCUUGUUUAAUUAUUGGAAGGCUGGCCUUACACUGGGACUUUUCUUAGAUUCCUUCAAAUAUUGAUUUGAUCUCAAUAUUGGAUUCAGCAAUCCCUUCCAUGUGAAUUGAAAUUUCCCAGUGUUCUUAUGAUGCUUGGCAUUUUUUAAGCAAUUGACUCAUUGUCAUUGCAGUAAUCUGUCACUACUACAUUUGAUAUAUGCAGAAGCAGAAGUUACACUUCACUGCACGAAAGUUGGAGCUUGUUCAAGUUCUAAGGUUUAAAUCCUUGAAAACCAGUUCUCAUAUCCAGAAGCUAUGACAUUGAAGCUGUGAGGUGAAUCAUCCAUAUUUAUGAUAAACUUACCAAUGAUUUUGACUAGGGAAUAUUAAAGAACAUUGAAACAUUCAAAAACUUUAAAUUUUAGAGAAAAAAAACCUCCAGGACUUCUGUUCAAGCACCUCACUGAACAACAUUUCACUCCUUCGGUCCCUUAUUCCUAUGCUUCACAUACUUCCAUCUGUCUUGGCAUGAGAUCCUUGCUAGUAGUGGAAUUGCUGGUAUUCACUUUGUUGGGGCGUUCAGACAAAUUGGAACAUAGAGAGGUUGACUUGUGUGAUCAUGGUAUACAUUGAUGUGGAACUAUGAACCUUUUUGCUGUAAAUAUGGAACUGUUGUACAACAUGAAAGAUGUGACUCUUCCAUGCAGAGGAAACUCGACUGCUUCCUGACCGGUGACAUCAAAACUAAGUUUGAUACAAAUAAUGCAAAUUGGCAGAAAGGUAAUCUUAGUAAGGAGAUUGUGGAUCAUCAUUUUUGAAGGAAUUAUAAUAUAUUUGAACAAGGCACCAUGUGCAUGCCUUCCAGGCUCCAUCAAGGACUGCAAAUAAUGCCAUUUGUUGAAUCAUUAAUUUUUUGUCUUUAUUAGUAUACUGCUAGAGGAUCUUCUGAAAAGUUAUCCAUUUUGACUAUGUACAAUUUUAAUUUCUAAAGAAGAAAAGUUAUCUGUCGUGUCUAUAUACAUUUUGGAUGUACAGUUACCUCCUGAAAAUGUAGAUAUCACUUCGAUGAACGUAUGCAGAUACACUGAAAAUUCUGCUGGGACUAAUUUAUAUGUAUGUAUAUAUUUCAAUUUUCAACUUAACUUGAUGACCCAGUCAUAUGUAUA